This is a messenger RNA of Xenopus tropicalis (tropical clawed frog), 413 nucleotides long. RefSeq names its product centrosomal protein of 162 kDa-like. Lineage: Eukaryota; Metazoa; Chordata; Amphibia; Anura; Pipidae. The record is from RefSeq and is a predicted model, not a curated record. The transcript is spliced from 3 exons. Bases 80 to 322 code for a protein of 80 amino acids.
UUUGUCCUUAGUUGUUUCCUAUGCAUACAGUAAUAGUGAUGUUGAAGCAUUGCAAAUAGCAUACAACCGUAUACAGUCAAUGGAAGAUACUGACGAACACAAAAGUGAUAAGGCAACGGAGCAUACAAACACGGCCCUCGAAGAUAUCCCAAACUCAAAUGAAAAAAGCCUCAAAAAAUUAUCCACUGCUGAGUCAGAUAUACCCACAAUGGAUGAAUUGAUGCAGCCUAUUAGAGGGAAAACACCCAGUGAGCUUGACUAUGAUGUAAAUUCUUUAUGGUGCAUUAUCUUCCACCAGGAUCCUAAGGUUUGCAGGCACUGAAACUAUUCCAAAGCAAAGCAGAAAUGAUUAUACUGUACAACACAAAGAGAAGAGUGUAUACAGUCAGAGGGUGUAUUUAUACCAUUCAUUA